This is a messenger RNA of Amoebophrya sp. A25, 659 nucleotides long. Lineage: Eukaryota; Dinophyceae; Syndiniales; Amoebophryaceae. The record is from the annotation of a GenBank genome assembly.
GCUGGAUCUCGAUAGCAAAUAUCUUCCUCACCAAUCUUCUGGUUGCCUUGUAGAUGAUUGCCAAAAGAAGUUUGCAUUGUUCUUGAUAAGAAAAUUUGUUAACCGUAAUUAAGUCACUCAGUGUGAUGGUUCGAGUUUCAUGGGGUCGUUGCCUAAAUUCCACGUUUAUCUUUGCCCUAUGGCGGGCGUUGUAUGCCAGCCCGGAAGGUCCAGUCUGGCUUUCUAUUGACCAUUUUUUGGCUACUAGAUUUUCUAAGUUGGAACAUGUUCCAGUACGGAGCGAGGGUAUGACUUUUACCUCUUUUCAUUUCUGUGAGUUUGAGCUCUUAAAUUUGUGUAUCUCAGUGUGUACUUGAUUGUUUUGCCUAGUUUGAGAUCAAGGUGUGUAUCGGUUUCUGGUGUGUUUAGAAAGAAACAGUGAGUGAUGUGGAGGUGUUCAACUUCAGUGUGGCCGCGCCUCCAUGGGUGUGUAAGUAUGCAGACGAAAUGCAUCUAUUCCUGGACUUGUUACUUUAGAAGCAACCAAUAGAAGAAGUGUUUUUGUUUUUCCUAUUAUUAUGCCAAGCUUGUUUAUCUCCUUGAAAUACACAGACGGUGUGGUGAGUCGAUGCUUAUCCUUGAUGAGACAUUUAUGAUUUUAUUAUAUUAAUUUUGCCAUU